AGAAAAGUUAAUGACAAAUUUUUUUGAUGAUCGUGAUUAUUAUGAUCGUCGAGAACAUCAUUCGCGGAGAGAUGAUCGAGAUUAUAGACACCGACGUAGGUAUCACCGUCAUGCUACGCCAGGUCGCUAUGAUAAUGCUUCUCGAUCAGAAGUUAAUGGCAGUUCCGAUGGAAGUCGGCCUUAUAGCCGUGACAGAAGUCGGUCUUAUAGCCGUGACAAUAGGGAAGAUGAUCUUAGGGACCAUUACGUGAUAGAAGACCCGAAAGAUACAACUCAAGAAGAUGUUGGUAUCGGUAAAACACCAGCCACAGAUAAAAGUGCCAUCACAAUUCCUGCAAAGGAUAAUGAUUCUGAGCAACUUGCGCAAGCUCAGUCAACAGAUACUACGGUUACGGUCACGGAGCAAUCUACGCUAACUCAGUCAACAGAUGCUACUGUUAAGGUCACGGAGCAACCUACGCUAGCUCAGUCAAAAGAUGCUACCGUAAUGAGCACGGAGGAAAACUCUGGGGAACAACCUUUAGAUCAAGAGGUUUUAAAGGCGAUUGGAGACCUGUUAGAACCAGAUAGAGUGUUACUGCCAGCUAUCCACAAGGAUCUUGCCAUAAGAGUCGAGGAGAUCAUCAACAAAGGUCUUCCAAUGGCAGAGAGAAAAACUACUAAAAAAAUUUCCUCCUCCAAAGAAUGGGUUAUUCAUGGACCCACCUAAACUCAACUUUGAAAUAAAUACCAACCUGGCAGAGAGUAUUGUCAAAAGAGAUGAUCGAAUUGUUGAAAAACAAGCUCGAGUUUCAGCAGGUCUUUCUGAAUUAACUAAGUUAAUGUCUAUGAGCUUGCAACUUCCACAGGAUCAGAAGUUAGCAAUGCUAGAAA
Molecule: messenger RNA, 873 nt
Organism: Cotesia glomerata
Lineage: Eukaryota; Metazoa; Arthropoda; Insecta; Hymenoptera; Braconidae
Exons: 2
Coding region: 11-709 (232 amino acids)
Source: RefSeq, a predicted model, not a curated record